Molecule: messenger RNA, 1032 nt
Organism: Symbiodinium natans
Lineage: Eukaryota; Dinophyceae; Suessiales; Symbiodiniaceae
Source: the annotation of a GenBank genome assembly
AUGUUGGCAGCACCUCCUCCGGCUCCUCCGUCAUUUCCACUGCCGCCACCUCCCGCUGCACCUACCGCACCAGCCCCAAGCCCUUUGCCGCCUCCCUCCGUGGCAGCCCCCGCAGCUCCGGCAGCCCCAGCGCCGGCACCACCGGUAGCCCCAGUGCAGCCCCCGCAGUUUCCACCAGCUCCUGUUCAACCUCCUCAGGAUCCUUAUCGCGCAGCGUUGCAGAGAAAGCUGGCAGAUGAGAUCAUCCAGCGACUCGCCACCUCCUUGCGUCGAGGCGGCUAUCGCCCUCAGGACCUAUUCAGCAAGCUAGAUGCAGAUGGCAGUGGCCAGCUGUCCCGGCAGGAGCUGCUAAGCAUCAUCCUCCGGUUCGAGUCAGGCCUGACGCCACAAGAGCAAGAUGCAAUCUUUCAGCGCUUUGAUGCCGACAACAGCGGCUGCGUUUCCUGGUCCGAGUUCUGGAACACAAUUCAAGGUGGCGAGACGGGAGCCUCGCAAGGACCCCCACAGGCAUCACUCUUCCAGACGCUACCCCCGACCACUCCGGGCGCUGUGCUGGCACCGCUGCAUCCAGGCUUGUCUGCCUCCGCACCGGUGCAGGCAGUGGGCGUCCAAGCUGGCCUGGACAGGACGCUGCACCCGCAGGAGCUGCAGCGCCAGCAGCUCGCAACUGCUGAGGCAGUCCUUGGCCGAAUUGCUGCAGCUAUUGCGCGGAGUGGGCGCAGGCCGCACGACUUCCUCACAAGACUGGACGCCCGCGCCGCCACGCUUUCCAGAGCAGAGGUGGAGCAGACACUGUUCCGUUUGGAGCCAAACCUCUCCGCCUAUGAGCGCGAAGCUGUACUCGUACGGCUGGGCAUGGAUCGAAAUGCAGGCGUGGACGUCUUGGACUUCUGCCGGAUUCUUGGAGGCGACCUGGCGAUGACCAUCGAUCCGCGGGCGUCAUCCCUGCCGGAAGUGCCAGUUGGCCUGGCUGCACAGGAACUCCUGCGGCAGGUCUCCGCGGAACUACGGCGGAAUGGAGCUUUGCACUGA